CUGUUUCAUAAGAAAUUCAUUUUUAAAUUUCUUAUUUAGGAUAAGAACAUCAAUCUAUAAGUUAUGAUUUUGACUGAGUGCUUUGAGAUUGAAUAGAUACUUAGAUUGAGUUUCCUGAUUCCUGAUUCAUUAAACAGUUAAUGGUGGAAAUAACAAAGACCAGAUGAAGCAUGCAUAAGUAGUAGAGUUGCUCAGGAAUUGAAGAACUUGGAAGACCAGAAGUUGCCCUUUAAGAAGACUUUGUCCCUGCUCAUUUUCAGUGCAUGUCUUAACAUUUACUUGGAAUUUAAUUUGAAAUGUUUUCAGUACCCCUGCAGUCAUAGUAUUUGGACUGAGUAAUCUGAAAAGAUAGGAAAAGACAGGAGAAUAGGAGAGAAGCCUCAUCAGCAUAACCACUGAACUCUAAAAUUUUGUCAAGGAUAUUCAGAUAGCAUUUAAAAAACAUAAAAAAGAUAAAAUCAUCUUGUCUUAGAGCAGGUUUGCUAUUGCAGAAAUGUAAAUCUUUUACAGGUCACCUGCUUGAUCAGGUUGAUGCAGUUCAGAGCUCAUCAACUUUACUGUGGAGCUGUGUGCACUCAUGUGUUAGUCACAAGGUUAGAAACAAAGGUCACCUAAUGUUCUCUGAGUCUGUCACAAAUAUUCAGAAUGCUGAAGACACCAGACGUGCUCCUUCUCCUUUGUCUUGUCGGGGCAGCGAAUGCCCUGUACAAACAAUGGAUUCCUGACACCAACUAUGAGAAUAAGACUAACUGGGACAAAGGAGCUGUUCCGUGUGGCAAUGACAUAGUUCAGUUUUCAGCCCAAAGAAAAGUGUCUGUGUUUGUGGAGACCACACAUGCUGUGCAGGAGAUGAAAUUUCCAGUUGAUGGAGAGUUCAUCCUGAACUCAGGAGCUGGAUUUUAUGUUGUGGCAGGACAAGAUCCAAGCUGUGGGCAAGGUGUUGUUACCCAGUUCAAAGAUUCAGACUCUCUGCAGUGGUUCAAUCCAGCACUGUGGCAGGCGGCAGCGACUCUGGAUGACCUGCAGCGGGGAAACUUCUUGUUCUCAGUCCAUGAGGAGAGCGUCCCUUGCCAGUAUGAUGAUGUGGUUUUUAAAGCCCUCUCAUCCUUCAGUGUGGACACCAGCUCCAGUCAGUCGAGCAUCCCUGUAAAAUCAGUGUCUGUGCAAGGGAAGGUGUUUGAUAGCAGAUCUGAGUUUUCACAGUAUCUCAGUUCACGCUCAGGUCAGCUACAGUUUCACGGAUCCUCUGCUGUCACUGUUGGGAACCCAGGCUGCGGGGAUCCUACUGGCUGUGAUUGCGGGAACUCUGUAAACCAUCAACGAAUCUGUAGCAGCGUAAAAUGCGCCUCCUUGAACUGUAAGAAGCCUCUCCUCCCUGUAGGACACUGCUGUGAGGUGUGUGGUGCCAUCGUCACCAUCCAGUAUGCUGCUGGUUUCAACCUGCAAACUUACAGGCAACGGAUCUAUCAACUUUUUCUCGCCCUGCCAAAAUACAAAUCCAUCCAGCUGGGCAUGUCUAAAGUCUUCAAGUCACAACGUUUGAUGGGAAUCAUCCCUUUUGGUACCUCACCUGAGAUCCAGGUGGCUAUUGUGGAUGGAGAGAAGGGAACACUUUCAGAGAACCUGGCCCGGGACAUAGUGAAUGAUGUUGAUUCUCAUGGGUCCAACUUUGGAAUAACUGGGGCUGGAUUUCAAGCCUCAUCUGGCAGCAGCAGUGAGUCUGGAGGUGGUGCAGGGUUGGUGGUUGGAGUUGUGUUUGGCGUUUUAAUUAUGAUCACACUCAUUAUCAUCGUGGUUGUCCUGAUUCGUAAGGGCAUUGUUCAAAUGCCAUCAGUGCCAUCACUGCCAUCACUGCCAUCAAUGCCAUCAAUGCCUUCGAUGCCGUCUCUGAGCAGCUUGAAGAGAAACACUGACAUUGGAGAACUUGGUGGGCCUCUUGACCACGGAUUUGAAAACCCCAUGUUUGACAAGCCUGAAAUGCUGCCUGAUAUUCUUGAGGCUAAAGCUAUUAAUUCAAUUUCCAUGACUCAGACAGGUGUGUACUAUAUAAAUCCAGUAUAUGAUGAAAAUGAAACUGAUUUUAAUGCCUGAG
This is a messenger RNA of Lates calcarifer (barramundi perch), 2092 nucleotides long. RefSeq names its product amnion associated transmembrane protein (gene amn). The record is from RefSeq and is a predicted model, not a curated record. Lineage: Eukaryota; Metazoa; Chordata; Actinopteri; Centropomidae. Gene Ontology annotation, cellular component: apical plasma membrane; endocytic vesicle. Gene Ontology annotation, biological process: intracellular protein localization; receptor-mediated endocytosis.